Molecule: messenger RNA, 510 nt
Organism: Grosmannia clavigera kw1407
Lineage: Eukaryota; Fungi; Ascomycota; Sordariomycetes; Ophiostomatales; Ophiostomataceae
Product: nascent polypeptide-associated complex
Exons: 3
Coding region: 1-510 (169 amino acids)
Cellular component (GO): cytosol; nascent polypeptide-associated complex
Source: RefSeq, a predicted model, not a curated record
AUGGCCGAUAUCCAGGAGCGCUUGAAGAAGCUUGGCGCUGUGUCGCGUACCGGUAUGUUGAACAUCUGCCUGGCUGCGCACUCUGGCAAGGGCACGCCCCGGAGAAAGGUCAAGCGCACGCCUGGGCGGUCCGCUGCCGACGACAAGAAGCUGCAGCUGAGCUUGAAGAAGCUGAACGUGCAGCCGAUCAACCAGAUCGAGGAGGUCAACAUGUUCAAGAGCGAUGGCAAUGUCAUCCACUUUGCCGCCCCCAAGGUUCACGCUUCCGUCCCCUCCAACACCUUUGCCAUCUACGGCAACGGCGAGGACAAGGAGCUCACAGACCUCGUCCCCGGCAUCCUGAACCAGCUGGGCCCUGAUUCGCUUGCCUCUCUCCGUAAGCUGGCUGAGAGCUACCAGAACAUGCAAAAAGCUGGCGAGGACGCCGAGAAGGACGGUGCCGCGGACGCCGAGGAUGACGAUGCCAUCCCAGACCUCGUUGACCGCACAUUCGAGGACAAGGUGGAGUAG